Penicillium subrubescens is the source of this 3399-nucleotide messenger RNA. RefSeq names its product mismatch repair protein MSH3 (gene msh3). The record is from RefSeq and is a predicted model, not a curated record. Gene Ontology annotation, molecular function: ATP binding; ATP-dependent DNA damage sensor activity; mismatched DNA binding. Bases 1 to 3399 code for a protein of 1132 amino acids. The transcript is spliced from 3 exons. Gene Ontology annotation, cellular component: nucleus. Gene Ontology annotation, biological process: mismatch repair; mitotic recombination. NCBI's taxonomy places the organism in Eukaryota, Fungi, Ascomycota, Eurotiomycetes, Eurotiales, Aspergillaceae.
AUGGCGCCUCAUUCCUCCCAAUCCUCCGCACCUUCUCCGUCCUUGAAACGAAAGCAAGCGACUAUCUCGAGUUUCUUCACUCAGAAGCCAUCCUCGACGCCGAAGCCUGCAUCGAGUAGCGCCGAGACAGUCCCGGAGAAGACAUCAAAGAAGAGAGCGGCCUCUCCCAUAGAACCAAGUCCGGAGCGGAAACGAGCAGUCUCCAUACAUGAACAAGACGAGGAUCAGGAUGACAUCGUGGUGCCACCUUCAAAACGAGCUCGUACCAAUGGCUCUAUCGCAGGAGAAAGCAAGCCAGCUCCACCCCCGGCUGAGUUACCUCUGAACCCGGCCUCCCAACUCAGCAGCAGCAGCAGCCAGCGGACCGAUAUCUUCAAAUUCCAGAGCUCGCCCGCCAUCGCUCCACCCAGCAAAGAAGCCGAGGACCCAGAGGAGACGCAACGGAGGAAAGAAAAAGAGAAACAACACCAGAAAUUUGUACGGAAGCUUGGUGGCCCUGAUUGUUUGAUUGGAAUUGGGAGGGCCGCGGCCGGCGACCAAAGUGGCGCUGCGGCUGAGGCCGAGGAAGAAGAGGAAGAAGAUGAACCUGCACCCCCGCCUCCGACGAAGGGCAAGGGUGCGAAGAAAGGCGGUAGCAAACUUACGCCGAUGGAGAAGCAGGUUAUUGAAAUCAAGCGCAAGCAUAUGGAUACUGUGUUGGUCAUUGAGGUUGGGUAUAAGUUUCGGUUCUUUGGCGAGGAUGCUCGUAUUGCGGCGAAGGAACUUGGGAUUGUGUGUAUCCCGGGGAAGUUCAGGUUUGAUGAGCAUCCAUCGGAGGCACACCUUGACCGCUUUGCGUCUGCCAGUAUCCCCGUCCACCGGCUACAUGUACAUGUGAAACGACUGGUUACGGCGGGCCACAAAGUUGGAGUGGUGCGGCAGAUCGAGACGGCGGCGCUUAAGGCUGCAGGCGAUAAUCGCAAUGCGCCCUUUGUCCGUAAGUUGACCAACCUGUACACCAAAGGAACAUACAUCGACGAUGUCGAGGGUCUCGAAGGCCCAGCUGCCGCGGCUGGUGGUGCAUCGCCGGCGACGGGGUACAUGCUUUGCAUCACAGAGACCAAUGCCAAGGGCUGGGGCAAUGAUGAGCGAGUGCACGUUGGUAUCGUUGCCGUCCAGCCUGCCACGGGUGAUGUGAUCUAUGAUGACUUUGAAGACGGGUUCAUGCGCAGCGAGAUUGAAACGCGGCUGUUGCACAUCGCGCCUUGUGAGAUUCUCAUUGUUGGUGAGAUGUCGAAAGCGAGCGAGAAGCUUGUACAGCAUUUGUCCGGAAGCAAAAUGAAUGUCUUUGGUGAUGCUGUUCGUCUCGAACGGUCUCCGAAGAAGAAGACCGCAGCUGCCGAGGCGCAUAGUCAUGUUUCGGGCUUUUAUGCUGGGAAAAUGAAAGCUACUGGUACGGAAGACGAUGUCCAGGCGGCCAAGCUAUUGCAGAAUGUGCUUGAACUGCCGGAACAGGUUACCGUUUGCCUUUCUGCUAUGAUUGAACAUAUGACCGAGUACGGAUUGGAACAUGUCUUCGAUCUGACAAAGUAUUUCCAGCCUUUCUCGGCAAGGUCACACAUGCUCUUGAAUGGAAACACCCUGGUCAGCCUGGAGAUUUAUCAAAAUCAGACUGAUCAUUCAGCCAAAGGUAGUCUGUUUUGGACUUUAGACCGAACACAGACGCGGUUUGGGCAACGGCUGCUACGGCGCUGGGUUGGACGGCCGUUGCUUGAUAAAGUACGGCUUGAAGAGCGUACCAACGCAAUUGAGGAGCUCACGAACCCCGUUCGCACUGUAAUUGUGGAGCGAGUGAGAAGGUUGCUGGGCAAGAUCAAGAGUGACUUGGAGAAGAGCUUGAUCCGUAUUUACUACGGCAAGUGCACCCGGCCGGAGCUUCUCACCGUUCUGCAAACCAUGCAGACGAUUGCAAUGGAAUUCGCCGAUGUCAAAUCCCCAGCCGACACAGGGUUUGAAUCCACACUGAUUAGCGAAGCGAUUGCUUCCCUUCCAACCAUUUUGAAAGAUAUCACCCGGUUCUUAGACAAGAUCAACCUUCACGCAGCACGAAAUGAUGACAAGUACUCGUUCUUCCGUGAAGAAGAGGAGACGGAGGAGAUUGGCGAAGAAAAGCUCGGAAUCGGUAGUAUCGAGCACGAGCUGCAAGAGCAUCUCUCCGUGGCCAGUGAGCGUUUACAAAGAAAGGGCGUCAAGUAUGUGACGGUGUCCGGCAUCGAAUACCUCAUCGAGAUCGAGAAUAACUCGCUAGCUAUCAAGAAGGUCCCGGCGUCUUGGAUCAAGGUCAGUGGGACGAAGAAGGUCUCACGAUUCCAUACGCCUGAAGUGAUCCAACUCAUCCGCCAACGUGAUCAACAUAAGGAAGCUCUGGCCGCGGCUUGUGACAAAGCUUUUGCAGCACUUCUCGGCGAUAUCGCGACACAGUACCAGUCCUUCCGGGAUUGUGUCCAGUCUCUCGCGACGCUAGACUGUUUACUCUCACUGGCAGUCAUUGCCCAACAACCUGGUUAUGUCAAGCCAGAAUUCACCGAACGACCAUGUCUCCAUGUCGAACAGGGCAGGCAUCCGAUGGUGGAACGCAUCCUAACAGACACCUAUGUCCCCAAUGACACCAACCUCGAUCCGGACGGCACACGAGCACUCCUCGUCACCGGUCCUAACAUGGGCGGAAAGUCCAGCUAUGUGCGCCAAGUCGCCCUCAUCGCAAUCAUGGGACAGAUCGGUUCCUACGUACCCGCAGCCUCCGCCAAGCUAGGUCUCCUCGAUGCCGUCUUCACGCGCAUGGGCGCCUUUGACAACAUGCUCGCCGGCGAAUCCACAUUCAUGGUCGAGCUCUCCGAAACAGCCGAUAUCCUCAAGCAAGCCACACCACGCUCCUUAGUCAUCCUCGACGAACUAGGCCGCGGUACAUCAACACACGACGGCGUCGCCAUCGCCCAAGCCGUCCUGGACUACAUGGUCCGAAACAUCCGCUCACUAACCCUCUUCAUCACGCACUACCAACACCUCUCGCGCAUGGUCCGCUCAUUCCCGAACAGAGAACUGCGUAACGUACACAUGCGUUUCACAGAGUCGGGUGAGAAAGACGGUGACGAAGAAAUCACCUUCUUGUAUGAAGUUGCAGAAGGCGUGGCGCAUCGGAGUUACGGACUGAAUGUAGCGCGGUUGGCGCAUUUGCCGGCUUCUGUGUUGGAGUUGGCGAAGACUAAGAGUGCGGAGUUGGAGGAGUUGAUUAAGAGGAAGAGGUUGGCUGCGCUUGUUGGAGCUGUUGGGAGGGUUGUUGAGGUUAGGGAUGGUGGUGGUGCUGUUUCCGCGGAGGAUGAGCUCGUUGAGCGAUUGCUUGCUAGUGCGGACCAGUUGUAG